Neltuma alba is the source of this 3507-nucleotide messenger RNA. Its product is annotated as phosphoinositide phosphatase SAC3-like. Gene Ontology annotation, molecular function: phosphatidylinositol-3,5-bisphosphate 5-phosphatase activity. Lineage: Eukaryota; Viridiplantae; Streptophyta; Magnoliopsida; Fabales; Fabaceae. Gene Ontology annotation, cellular component: intracellular membrane-bounded organelle. Gene Ontology annotation, biological process: phosphatidylinositol dephosphorylation. The record is from RefSeq and is a predicted model, not a curated record.
UUCGCUGAGAAAAAUUUAGAAAAAAAUUAUUGAAAUAAAGAUAGAAAUGAAUCAGUUAUUAGCUGCUAUUCUUCCUGCCUCCGUUGCUUCACCCAUUGUUAUUCCUCCCAAAUCUCUACUUUCGAUUUCCCUUGGUUGAUCUUCCCUUCGUACCUCUUUCAAUUCCAUAUGUAAAGCUUCCAUUUAGAAAUCCUCCGCCGCUUUUCGUCUAUGAUUGGCGUUGUUUGAGUGAGGAUCAGCGGCUCGUGGGUUAUAGCAAAUAGCUGCCACAGCCACAAGCAGCAGGGGGCGGUGGUAGUGAUGGUGGUGAUUCUUCUAGGACAUGGUGGGGGAGGAGAAGGAGCUGCGUUGAUGAAGGGAGCCUGAUGAUUUUAACAUUGUUUGGAAGAUAAUGCUGUAUUUGAAGCAGCCUACAGUCAAGGAUAUGAGUUUAUAUUUGGGUUGUGAGCAUUAUGGCUCCAAUUAGGUGAUUCUGAAUUUUGUAAUUGCUUAGCUUUGCAUGCCGUUUUGAUAUUUUCCCUGAGCCAGGGGCUCGGGGAUCUGAGUUUUGAAAGAAAAAAGGAAAAAAAAAAAAAAAGUUAUGGGGUCGUCAGAGAACGAGCCUUCUCACUCUCUGUCUGUGGGAGACGAACCCUGUCCUCCAGCACAUGCCUGUAUGCAGAAAUUUAGGCUCUAUGAGACUCGAUCGAACUUUUACAUGAUAGGAAGGGACAAGAGCAGGACAUAUUGGAGAGUGCUGAAGAUUGACCGUCUAGAGCCUUGUGAGCUAAACCUGUGUGAAGAUUCUACAACAUAUACAGAAGAGCAAUGUUCUGACUUGUUGAGGCGGAUACAUGAAGGGAACAAGUCCACAGGUGGACUGAAAUUUGUUACAACUUGUUAUGGAAUUGUUGGGUUCAUCAAGUUUUUAGGACCAUACUACAUGCUGCUUAUCAAAAGAAGGCAAAUUGGUGCAAUCUGUGGUCACACAGUAUAUGCCAUAUCAAAGAGUAGGAUGAUACCGCUCCCAAAUUCUUCAGUUCAAUCUAGCAUUGCCGAUUCUAAAAAUGAAAACAGAUACAAGAAGCUCCUAUGCAUGGUCGAUCUUACGAAGGACUUCUUUUUCAGCUACUCAUACCACAUUAUGCGUAGUCUUCAAAACAACUUAUGUCAUAAUGAGACAGGUCAUGUACUUUAUGAGACCAUGUUUGUUUGGAAUGAGUUCUUGACCAGGGGAAUCAGGAACCAUCUCCAAAAUACUCUUUGGACAGUUGCAUUAGUGUACGGCUUCUUCAAACAGGGCACGUUUACAGUAGCUGGACGGGAGUUCAUACUCACCCUCAUUUCAAGACGUUCACGCCAUUAUGCUGGCACAAGGUAUUUGAGGCGAGGUGUUAAUGAGAAGGGCAGAGUAGCUAAUGAUGUUGAGACAGAACAAAUUGUGUUUGAGGAUGUUCCUGAAGGUCUUCCUGCCCAAAUAACUUCUGUUGUCCAGAACCGUGGUUCAAUCCCUCUUUUCUGGUCGCAGGAGACUUCACGCUUAAAUCUUAAACCUGAUAUUAUAUUGUCAAAGAAAGAUCAGAAUUACCAAGCCACUAGGCUGCACUUUGAAAAUCUUGUCAAGAGAUAUGGGAAUCCCAUAAUAAUUUUGAACUUAAUAAAGACCCAUGAAAAGAAGCCUCGUGAGUCCAUACUCCGUUCAGAGUUUGCUAAUGCGAUUGAUUUCAUCAACAAAGAUUUAUCUGAGGAGAACCGGCUUAGAUUCCUUCACUGGGACCUGCACAAACACUUUCAGAGCAAAUCUGCAAAUGUCCUGCUACUUCUGGGCAAAGUGGCUGCAUAUGCAUUGACAUUAACAGGUUUUCUUUAUUGCCAAGUGACACCUACGUUGGUACCUGAGGAAUCUUUAAGAUGCCCAUCUGUAGACAAAAUUGAUAUGGGAAGCUCUUCACCAAGACUUCUUGACAAUUAUAAUGAGGAUGCUGGUAAUUUAGAGAGAAAACCUAGUGAAGAAAAUAAUGUUGCUAACGGAAAUCAUUCUAUCAAAGCCCCCAUGUUUCAGAGGGGGGUGCUGAGAACCAAUUGCAUAGACUGCUUAGACCGCACAAAUGUUGCACAAUAUGCAUAUGGGUUGGCUGCUCUCGGCCACCAACUCCAUGCUCUGGGAAUUAUUGACAACCCAAAAAUUGACCUUAAUGACCCGGUAGCUGAUGAUUUGAUGGCGUUUUAUGAGCGUAUGGGUGACACACUUGCACAUCAGUAUGGUGGUUCUGCAGCGCACAACAAGAUAUUCUCCGAGAGGAGGGGCCAGUGGAGAGCUGCAACACAAUCUCAAGAGUUUUUUAGGACUCUUCAACGCUAUUACAGCAAUGCAUACAUGGAUUCUGAGAAGCAAGAUGCAAUCAAUGUAUUCCUGGGACACUUUCAGCCGCAACAGGGUAAGCCUGCUCUGUGGGAGUUAGAUUCAGAUCAGCACUAUGAUGCUGGGAAACAAGGAGAUGAAGAUGGAAGGUUAUUUUUCAAGAGAUCCUUGUCAGAUGGGAGCAUUCUUCGUGGCAGUUCUACAUCUAUGUCAACUCCAGCUUCCAAGCAGGAAAAUUUCUCUAGACCAAUUUUGCCUGACGGAUCAGAAGGAAGCAAGGCUCAUUCUGAGUCUUCUCCUGAAAUAACUUCUGAGAGUGACAUAGCCUUUUCAAGGUAUACUCCUUCAAUGCCUCAGAGGCAGUUUUUUGGAGGCAUGCAAAAAGAGCGCUGCCUUGAAAGUGAGCAUAUUUACUAUUCUGAGCAUGGGGAUUCCUUGAGUUGCUCCAACUUUGUUGACCUGGAUUGGCUAUCUUCUUCAGGAAAUUCGUGCGAGGAAGAUCUGUAUGAGAGAUCUUCGAUUACCAACUCCCCAGUAGCUGGGCGUUCGUCAGAAAAUGUCAAUGGAAUGAUGGGAGAAGCAACUCCAUCCUCCAGUGAAUAUGGUUCCAACAUGAAGGGAAGGGAGCACGCUCGAGAGUUAUCCUAUGGUAAUUCACGGUCCAAUGGUGUUGAGGAAUUUCCAGAUAGUUUUGUACAGUGGGUGACUUAUGGACAGACCCUUUGCCAUUGAAUUUUUUGGCACGAUGAUCAUUUGCACUAAUAUAUAAUCUACACCUAGUUGACUUGGGUUUGAUCAGAAGAGGCUACUAAGUAGAAAAUAGAGACACUUUAUGGUGAGGGAGCGGUUAUCGCCUAAGCAAGGAAAGAAAAACAGAGGCAUUCGUGGGCUUCUCUGUGACUGUAAGAUGCUGGUCCAAGAAGAAAUCCUCCAGGCUCAUAGUCCAUUGACUUGCCGCAUUAACUCUAUUUGUGAAAAUCUCAAUUUAAAUAUGAAAACAUGGUAGAGCAGAGUAAAUAGCAAGGGGUUGUAAAAAUUCUCUCCUUUUUUUCUUUGCUGGAGGUCAUUGUUUGCACUUUUGUAAAUAUAAAUCAUGCCCGUUGGAGCUCUUACUUUUUAGAUUUGCAGAUGAUUCUUUUAAAUAAUAUUACUUUUUGUAGCUGCUC